Penicillium crustosum is the source of this 687-nucleotide messenger RNA. RefSeq lists its product as uncharacterized. The record is from RefSeq and is a predicted model, not a curated record. Lineage: Eukaryota; Fungi; Ascomycota; Eurotiomycetes; Eurotiales; Aspergillaceae. The transcript has a single exon. Bases 1 to 687 code for a protein of 228 amino acids.
AUGGACGAUAUACACACCCUCGUCAAUGAUCACAGAACAUCGCUUCAGAUACUCGAGUCCACAGAGUCCUAUGUGGACUCUCCUAGGGAGUCUGUCGAAGGAACCACUGCCAAAGAAGAUCCUUCCAACCCAGAAACACAAAUAAUCACAACCGCCAAUUAUCCAACCAACCCAGUCUACCGCAGCGAAUUCCCCCCACCACCAAUACCACUAGACACCACAACACAAUCCCGAAUCAACAAAAACUUCCAAACUGCAAUAACGGAAACCCCCACAAUCCGGAUAAUAGUCGACAUCCCCCCACAUCUAGUCGACUGGUCAAACCCCAUAACCUCGAUAACAACGACAAUAAACCCCUUCCUCUCACACUGGAAAAUGCAAAACAAAGUAAACCUCUUAGCAGUGGAAAUGCAGCCUCGACACGCAUACGCAGCAAUCGAGAUCAACAACCACGAAUACGAUUUCCAGACUGCCCAUAAACAGACCUUUGUGUUUCCGGUUUAUGUCCUCAAGGUCUCAAGGAGGAGUCUUCGGUGGAGGUUUUAUAGAGCCCCCACUGAGGAUGUAAGGGUUAUGAAUGAGGUUAAGAUGGUGCAUUAUUUGCAUAGGGAGGAGUUGGGGGCGCCAUAUUUGGUAUUUAGGGUUGGGGAGAGGGAGCCUGUUUUUGGGGAGUCUAGGAAGGAUUAG